Molecule: messenger RNA, 1729 nt
Organism: Guyanagaster necrorhizus
Lineage: Eukaryota; Fungi; Basidiomycota; Agaricomycetes; Agaricales; Physalacriaceae
Product: guanine nucleotide binding protein, alpha subunit
Exons: 11
Coding region: 135-1538 (467 amino acids)
Biological process (GO): adenylate cyclase-modulating G protein-coupled receptor signaling pathway
Cellular component (GO): heterotrimeric G-protein complex; cytoplasm
Molecular function (GO): G protein-coupled receptor binding; GTPase activity; guanyl nucleotide binding
Source: RefSeq, a predicted model, not a curated record
CCGAACCUCGGGUGCAACCUUAACCAGCCCAAUUCAAAUUACCAACGGCCGAUCAUAUACCAUGGGAGCUUAUGUAGCUUAUGAUCUGACCGGUCCUCGCUUGGUCUCCUUAGCGCGUUUUGCUUUUUCCCUUCAUGCCUAGUAUUGCGACGAUUGGGCGUGCUUCGACAGAUGGCGAUCCCUGGCCACCGCCCAUUCCACCGGACGCCAGUGAAGAGGAACGUUUGGCGCGCUUGGAGAGGGAGCGAGAGGCCCAGAAGGUCAGUGAUGGGAUAGACCGUGCCAUCAGCAUUGAGAAGGAGCAGAGGAAGAAACAGAAUGGAGUAAAGCUCCUUUUAUUGGGCCAGGCAGAAUCUGGGAAGUCUACGGUCUUGAAGAACUUCCAGCUACGUUUCGCCCCAAAAACUUUUCAGGCUGAGGCCGAGCUGUGGCGACCCAUAAUACAUCUGAAUCUCGUCCGUUCUGUCAACUUCAUACUAGAUCUUCUAUCAUCUGAGAGACCCUCAAGCCCACCACCCUCUACGUCUCUCUCCUCUGAACCUGAUAACUUGCGACGAAUACAGUUCAGUCUACGGCCUUUGAAACAAGUCGAAGACUCUUUGACGAAGCGUAUAUCCGGUUCAUUAUUCCUCCCAGUCGUCAGUGGCGACGAACUGAAGGAAUUUCCCCGGUAUCACCCUGCCAAAGCGUCCGAAGUUUCAGUACGAUCUGGCUCGGGCUGGAUGGGAUUCAUGAAACUUCGGAGACCAGCUGAUUCCUCCCCCGGUCGGUCUGCGCAGGAUAAGACAGAGGACGAACAGAAUAGGCGGAUAUUGGAAGCUUGUGUGGAUGAUAUUCAGGCAUUAUGGAGGGCAAAAGAGGUGCAAUAUCGCUUGGCAGAAAGAGAAAUAUCGUUGGUUCACCAGCCGGGCUUCUUCCUAGAAGACGUCGAAAGAAUAUCAAAGCAGAGUUAUGUGCCUACAUCUCAAGAUAUACUACGCGCGAGGGUGAAAACGAUAGGGCCCGAGGAGCAUCGUAUACCAAUGGACACAGGUGUUUUCCCGCCAGGCCCGGAAGGAAAGCAUUGGAUAAUAUACGAUGUUGGAGGCAGCCGAAGUCAACGAGCGAAGUGGGCGCAGUUCUUUGACGAUAGUACGUCGCCGUUUGCUUUCGGGCCUCGGCACGCCUUCAAUCAGGUCUUGGCUGAAGAUGCUACUGUAAACCGGCUGGCGGAUUCAUUCAAACUGUGGAAAAUGAUAUGCAGCAAUAAGCUGCUCGCCUCGGUGGACUUGAUCUUGUUCUUGAACAAGACGGAUAUACUCGAGUCCAAUCUAGACUCUGGCGUGCAGUUCCGCAAAUAUGUGCCAAACUAUAAGGAGAGACCGAAUGAUGCUAAGCAUGUCUCGAGGUAUCUGCUGGAUGUGUUUACGGCGAUGCAUAACCAGUCAACUCCAAAGAAAAGGAAGGUGCAUACGCAUCUGACGUGUGCAAUAGUGAGUAGUCUAUUAGUCCAAGAAGUCAUUCUCGUAAAGACACUGGCGCAAACGAAUAUUUUGUAAGUAUUUAUAGGGUUAUUUAUUGUUACAUCUCGUGGUUUUGCUUUUUCGUUGUUUUCCCCUUCUCAAAUACUUGACCUCAGUGCUGUAUAUUACGAUCUUUCUGUAGAAAUAUUUCUGGGGCAUCAUAUUUACAAUCGUGCAUAUCGUUGUCCGGAUCUAUAGACGAGGAAUGUGAAAAGACGUUUGUGAAA